Messenger RNA from Strongylus vulgaris, 644 nucleotides. Lineage: Eukaryota; Metazoa; Nematoda; Chromadorea; Rhabditida; Strongylidae. The record is from the annotation of a GenBank genome assembly.
AUGUCUAAAGAAAGUGAAUUGGAUAUUGCAUUCGAUAAUUUCGCCGAUCUUGACUUGGAUGAUGAAGUCUAUCGAUUUCUAGAAGGCUAUGAGAACCAGUGGAGCGCAUCAUAUCAGGUCGGUCAGUGCGUUUCUGGUUGCUUCUCAUCUGUUCAGCACACUAUUGGGAAGGUGGUUUUUCUUACCAUCCUGCAACGCCUCAUUGGACUUACUGGUCUAGCAACAUCAGUAAAGCAUUUUUCCUGUAUUUCUCUUGGUGCACUGGUGUUAGUGGACUGGAUCCCAAGAAAUGAAAUAUUACUCGCGUUUCUCCCAUUUCUUAUCUGUUUGCUGCUAGUGCUCUUAAGUUCCUCCAACUCGAAGGGUUUCUUAGUGACUUUCACAUGUAUCUCUUCUAUACUGUUAUUGCAACAUUUUAUGUCUGCUGAGGAAUUCGUUGCCAUUCGAGGAAUUCUAAUGGUACUUACUAUGAAAAUAUCAUCGUUAGCAUUUGAUAUGGCUGGCAGUGUGCAGCUUGCUAAUGCAGUUCCCAUGCUUGCCUAUCUCGUAAAUCCUGGCACUCUAGUUUUUGGGCCUUUCCAUGCGUUCCAAGAAUUUGAGAAAACCCUUAUUCGGAAACCAAUUAAGGUUAGUUUAUUCUGAAA